AUGUGCGUGGUAUCAAAAAAACCAGCACGAGUCCCGAUGAAAAGAUCAGCUCCAAUUAAUUUCGAAUUUGUGAGACACUUUCAAGUUGAGUUAACUAAAGUAGAAGGGGAAUGUUGUUUUCUCAUUAGUGCGGUUUGUUGCUUCAAUUCCUUCUUUUAUUCCCAAUGCUAUGAUCCCGAUAUACUGGAUACUGAAAAAUUACCCAUAGACCCAUGGCGAAAAUGCGAUCUAAAAUUGAUUGGAGCCAUUUGUUAUCCGGUUUCAUCUGACGGUGGAGUUGAGUAG
Molecule: messenger RNA, 285 nt
Organism: Clunio marinus
Lineage: Eukaryota; Metazoa; Arthropoda; Insecta; Diptera; Chironomidae
Source: the annotation of a GenBank genome assembly